AUGUUGGCCUCUAUAACACUUUACCGGAAACGGGUGAGCGAGUGGUUACAGGAAGCGGUGGGCGGUAAUUACCGCGACGGGGCGACCACUGUGGCCGCAACUGACGCCGCCACCGCCACCGCUACCGCCACUGACCACUGGAUGGACCGGGAAAAGACCGCGGCGGCCGUGACUGCAGCCGCGGCCGUACCGGUGGCCGCGGUGAUAGCGGCCGCGGCCUCCACUUCCGGGGCCGCGUCGACCGACGACCGGCAACACCAACCGCGCCAACAGGACACCAUCGCCGCUAUGCCCGGAACGUCGUUGUCGCUUCAACCGCUGCCGCCGCCGCAGCCGCCGGACGAGGAGUUCAUGGCGGCCACCGUUCUGUCGUCUAUGCCCGAGGAUAUGCCACUGCCGCCAUUGGCGUACACCAGACGCCGGUCCAGUAGUAAAACGCAUACGCGACUCUACCGGAUACGGCUGCCACCCAAACCGAGGAGGGCCAAAAGGUAA
Cinara cedri is the source of this 495-nucleotide messenger RNA. NCBI's taxonomy places the organism in Eukaryota, Metazoa, Arthropoda, Insecta, Hemiptera, Aphididae. The record is from the annotation of a GenBank genome assembly.